CUCUCCUCGGCCGCGCCGGAUGGAAUGGGGGGUGAUGUCAGCGCAUGAGCCCUGUGGAACGUGCGUGUUUCCCAUCAUGAUUGUAGUCUCGACGACGUCUCUGUGAGAAGAGCGAGCCUGCUUCGGACCCAUCCAACCCGCCUUCCCACCUCUCCCUCAUUCGCCGGCGCGUCCCUCACAUGUCAGGCAAAGGUGACUUUCAGGCAGUUUGCGCGCCAUGCAGGCGGAGAGGCGCAAAGAUGUGCGCGGUGGCUGAGCGGACCGCCCAGGCUGUGCGUGAGGAGGACGCACGCGAGCUGCCAGGUAGUCGAAUCGUCAUUUAAAAGGAGCCAAAAAAAUGUGCGGUUUGUUUUAUUAAGAGUCAUCACCAUCCUCAGAAGCAGGAAGGCGAGUGUGUCAUGUGUUGCAGGCUUUCAGAGAUCGCUCACAAGCAGAUCAGAAGCAUCACCCGGGGCUGUUCGUUUUGCCCAACAUAUCGGGAUUUGUUCCAUUUUUGCUCCAUGACAUAAUGGACAGGUUGCAUUCGUCCAUGCGUAAACGCCUCUACAGUUUGCCCCAGCACAUUGGACACAAACCGUCCAUCAUGGGCGAAGGAGAAGACGCGGACAAGGACACGCGAAGGAAGAGCAUCCGGAUGAAGCCCUUGCCGUCUCCCACCUCCGGGGGAAGCUGCAGAGGCUUGGGGGAGACCAAGAGCGGCGAGUCGCUCAUCAUGGAGACCGACAUCGGGAGACCAAUGAAGACCAGCUCCAACGGAGACUGCCGGAGGUUCCGGGGAAGCCUCUCGUCCAUCACCAGCCGCCAUGUGCACGACUCGGACUCGGCGGAGGAGAGGCGUCUCAUCACCGAGGGGGACGUCACCCCGAGCGAGGAGAGCCCCCCCAAAGCGAUCGGUGAGAGCGUCACGGAGCAAGGCGCGCAAGGGGCCGGCGGGGGUGACGCUUCCAGCGGUGGCGGCGGUGACGGCGCACCCCAGAGCGAGUCCCAAGCGGACAGCCAGUCCGGGUUCAUAAAGUUGGAUGGAAUUGAUCAGAUACUGCCUGACGACGAGCGCUUGUACCAGGCCGGGUUCAUGCACCGACAGUUCGGGGCCAUGCUCCAGCCGGGGGUCAACAAGUUCUCCCUGAGGAUGUUUGGAAGCGAGAAGGCAGUGGAGCGAGAACAGGAGCGGGUUAAAUCUGCCGGAUUUUGGAUUAUUCACCCUUACAGUGAUUUCAGGUUUUACUGGGACUUGACCAUGCUGCUAUUGAUGGUGGGCAACCUCAUCAUAAUUCCCGUAGGCAUCACCUUCUUCAAAGACGAGCACACACCUCCCUGGAUAGUUUUCAACGUGGUCUCCGACACCUUCUUCCUCUUGGAUCUCGUGCUCAACUUCCGGACAGGCAUCGUCAAGGAGGACAACACGGAGAUCAUUCUGGACCCGCAGCAAAUAAAGAUUAAGUACCUUCGCAGCUGGUUUGUGGUGGACUUUAUCUCCUCCAUCCCGGUGGACUAUAUCUUCCUCAUCGUGGAGACGCGCAUUGACUCCGACUUCUACAAGACGGCACGCGCCUUGCGGAUUGUCCGCUUUACCAAGAUUCUUAGCUUGCUUCGCCUCCUGCGCCUCUCGAGACUCAUUCGCUACAUCCACCAGUGGGAAGAGAUCUUCCACAUGACCUACGACUUGGCCAGCGCUAUGGUAAGAAUCGUCAACCUUAUCGGCAUGAUGCUGCUCCUUUGCCACUGGGAUGGCUGCCUGCAGUUCCUGGUGCCCAUGCUGCAGGACUUCCCCGCUGAUUGCUGGGUUUCCAAAAAUAAGAUGGUGAAUGACACGUGGGGACAGCAGUACUCCUAUGCGCUGUUUAAAGCCAUGAGCCACAUGCUGUGCAUCGGCUACGGCAUGUACCCACCGGUGGGCAUGACCGACGUAUGGCUGACCAUCCUCAGUAUGAUUGUGGGCGCCACGUGCUACGCCAUGUUCGUGGGCCACGCCACCGCUCUCAUACAGUCAUUGGACUCUUCGCGGCGGCAGUACCAGGAGAAGUACAAGCAAGUGGAGCAAUACAUGUCCUUCCAUAAGCUGCCAGCAGACAUGAGGCAAAGGAUCCACGACUAUUACGAGCACCGCUACCAGGGCAAGAUGUUCGACGAGGAGAGCAUCCUAGGGGAGCUGAACGAACCGCUCCGAGAGGAAAUCAUCAACUUUAACUGUCGGAAACUGGUGGCCUCCAUGCCACUGUUCGCCAAUGCUGACCCCAAUUUUGUUACCUCCAUGCUCACCAAGCUCAAAUUUGAGGUGUUCCAGCCUGGCGAUUACAUCAUCAGGGAGGGCACCAUCGGCAAGAAGAUGUACUUCAUCCAGCAUGGUGUGGUCAGUGUUCUAACCAAAGGCAGCAAAGAAACCAAGCUUUCCGAUGGCUCCUACUUUGGUGAAAUUUGUUUGCUGACUCGCGGCAGACGGACGGCCAGUGUGCGAGCCGACACAUACUGUCGUCUGUACUCUCUGUCGGUGGACAACUUCAACGAGGUGUUGGAGGAGUAUCCCAUGAUGCGAAGGGCGUUUGAGACAGUCGCCUUGGACAGACUGGACAGAAUUGGCAAGAAAAACUCCAUCCUGCAGCAUAAGGUGCAGCAUGACCUCAGCUCGGGUGUCCUCAACUACCAGGAGAAUGAAAUCAUCCAACAAAUUGUACAGCACGACAGGGACAUGGCCCACUGUGCCCACCUCCUGCAGAAUCCCCCUCCCCAGACGCCACCUUCGCCGACCCCUGUCAUCUGGGCUCCACUAAUCCAGGCACCUCUCCAGGCGGCAGCCGCCACCACCUCAGUUGCCAUCGCUCUCACACACCAUCCCCACCUGCCACCGACUCUCUUCAGACCUCCAGUAUCAGUCCUGGGGUCCCUGAAGGAUCCCCCUAGUCGGCAAAAGAAGUUUCACACUUUUGGUCCAUCAUCGCCAGUUCCUGGGUCUGCUGGGGAUUCUCCUGCCAGCACUCCUUCAAAACGACGCACAGGAGUGGACAUGUCCUUACUGGCCUCUUUUCAGGCACAGCACGUAACAUCAGGUUUAGGGGCAUCUAGCUCUAGUCAACAGGGUUCAGGUAGCGAAGGUCUAAGUGGACCGAAUGAGAAAAAGUCAGGGUUUAGUGCGAGCAGGUCCUCGGCACUUCAUCGCAGACCGUACUCAUCGUCUGGUUCGCCCUCAUCGAGUCUGGCCCAGCUCCACCCACAACCACAGCAUCAGCAGCCUUUUCGCUCCACCACCCCGCCUUUGUCCAACUUUUUCCAUCAAGCAGCGACAACUGGAAGCACCGGGUCGGGCCUAAGUGGAAGCGUAGUCGGCGCCUGCGGCGGUGCAACAGAUUGGCCUUCGGGUGGAGCAGUCGGCGGGUCUUUUGAGGGGGCAAGUGGAGGUGAUGGCGGGUGGGCCAGCGACGACUUUACAACUCCUGCGACAGAAGCGAGUUCACUAAAACAUUUUAGGUUAGGAACUGCUCCCAGUGGAUCAGUGGGGGGUAUCUCAGGGGAAUCAAUGGCUGGGGUUUCUGAAGGAUCAUUUCGUGGUGAUAGUGGAAGAUCAACAGCAGGGGUCACAGGCAGGUUUACCUGUGUGUCGGUAGCUGAUCCAGCCAGAAGGUCUUUGGGAGGAGUCUUGCUUGCAUCAACCGGAAAGGGUUCAGGAGAAUUACUCAUAGGGAUGAACACUGGUGGAUCCUUAGGGAGGGCCUCUGGUGCUUCAUUGGAAGGGACCCCUGGAAACUCAACUGUAUCAACCACAGCUGCAGGAUCAUUAGGGAGGGCUUCUGUCGGAUCAGUGGGAGAGACCGCUGGAGAUUUACUGGUAUCGACAACCACAGCUGAUUCAUUAGGAAGGACUUCCCGUGGGUCAAUGACUGGAACAACCGAAAAAUUACUUGUAGCAGUGACCACGAGCGGAUCACUAGGACGGCCUGCUAUUGGAACCAAGGUUUCUGGAGGAUUAACCGGAGGAUUAGCCAUGGCUUCUCCUGUCGGAAUUUCUAGUGAAUCUCUGAUAGGAAAUCCUGGAGGAGGACCUCUGGGAAGGGCUUUCAGUGCAGAUGUAGCUAGUUUUAUCGGGGUAUGUUCAAGUGCACCAGGCGGAGGGGGUGGAGCAGCACAAAAAGGUAGGUCAACAGAGGACGCAGUAGGAGGGCAUGCUCUGAGUGGCCCUUCAGGGGGGGCAUCUGGUGGCGCUAUAGAAGGACUUGGUUCUUCUUCACGUUGUCAGAGCCCAAUAUCUACUGGCUCUUCCAGCCCCAUGCCAGGACAACUUAUCUCCUGUCAGCCAACCCCCAAAACUCCUCAAGUGACUCCCUUGCAACAGUUUGCUGGAGGAGGAAGGACUACAAGUGGCUUGAACCUCUUUCACUCACCUCCACACGGCUCUCCAUCUUCAAGCAAAGGGCAUAAUGGCCAACAACCCACUGAGGGUUCUCCGUCAUCACUUGGGCACUUUAGCCUGGCAGGCCUCCAGUCUGGGUUCCUUCCUCACCAGAUCUCAUUAGAGAGGUCUGCCUUGGCUUCUCUGGCCCAGUAUGGUUCAGCAAACGCCUCUCCAUGCCUUACUCCGGUGGCGCCAAGCCCAACUAUUCAAAGCCCUGUGACGAGCAGGACUUUCCACUUUAGCGAUCUGUCUAGUGCCACAGGAUCCCAUAGUUCUCUGUUCAUGCCUCAAUCCUCUCUUCCUGUGCAUCCUCCGGUACAGACACACACUGCAGGAAGAGAUCAUCAGCCGGGUCGCUUUUCUGAGGAUCUAAAGCUGCUAUCCAGCUCACACCCAUCCCUUCCCCAGGAGGUGGCCCAGGCCUUAGGCCACCAAACUGUUAGCUCCGCUGUAGAAACGGGUUAUUACCCUUCACCCUUCUCCUCGCCCACUCUAAAACCCAAACCCUGCAGCUCAGUUCCUGGUCAUAUGACUCCUCCGGUCCAGCUUUCUCCAAGCCACUCCCAUCAGACACACUCCUCCGGAGCCUCACCGUCCCAAUCGCUUCGGAGGGGGUCUUCUACCUACUCAUCGGAUCUAGAAACUCAAACUGUACGUUCAAAGCUUCCUUCCAAUUUGUGAGAAUUGAUCACACCCUCCUUUGCUCCUCCAGACUGAACUGCGCACAAUCGUCGUGUGUGAUUCGUUUAACUUUCCUUUACCAGAUGUCACUGUGUUCCCCCUUUCAUUUGACCUACAAUUUGCUGUGAUUUAAUAGACACUUUACCAGAUAACACUGUUUUAUGCUUUGUCCUAUUCUUAAUUAUCGUCAUAUAUAUAGAAAGAGAUAUUUAAUUGAUCCGCUAAUCAAGGAGGGUGUGAAAAUCUCUAUUUAAUGGACCGUCUUUUCUUUAUGGGGGAGGACAUUUCAAUACACAAAUACUCAUUUUGUCCGCAGGCACCUAUGCACUAAUACCUGCAUCCAAGGCUUUUUUGUGUAUCUCAACAAAAGUGAUCUACAUUUUGCUAAAAUGAUUACGUCAUACGGGAUCGCAUAUUGUUGAUUCUGAAAUGUAUAGACUGUGCUUAUUUAUCAUGUGUAUGUGUGUAUACCUUUUGAAACCUGAUGAUGAAAACAUUUUAGGAAACCAAAAAGAAGACUUCCAGUAAGGUAAAUCCAUCACUUUGAUCCCUUAUUUUGUAUAGCUUCGUUGUAAUAAUAACAAGGAAGCCUUGUUUUGUUUUAGUUUUCUGAAAGCAUGGCGAAAAGGGACUCAAGUAAGCUAGCCUCCAUCUCAAUGUGGAGAUUACGGCAGCGUGUGUCCCAACAAACUCACUUUGUCUUCCAAACUCAUGCCGCUAAACUUGUGUCAGACGCCCGUGUUGUUUCGUUCUUCCUAAAUGCGUGCGAUUGAUCAUGUAAUGCGAGUGUGUGGCUCAGCAAAACAGUCAGAUGUAAGGCAAGACGUUGCCUUCUUAAAAAAUGGUUUUCCAUGUUAAAAAAAACAAGGACUUCCAAGAUCCACAGGUUGUCUGUGUUGAUUCUCAGUCAUCCAGUUUAUUGAGGGACGCGAACUGUGAUUCACCUACUUAAUUUUUAUUGAACACAACUAAACUUUUUUGUUGGAAGUCCAUUUGCCUCUGAUUUAAGUUUAAUUGGUUAAAAUCAUGUUGACUGCUUCUUUUGUUGCAUAGUUAGUAGUUCUCAACCAGGCCUAAAUGCCAAUGGGACACACAGUAAAUCAACUUGAAAAAUAAGUAUUCACAUUUCAUUUUAUCAGAUCACGUGAUUAAUGAUAAUGCAUAGCCACUCAUCCUGAGAACGGAAUUUCCUGAAUGUUUCCAUGACUGCUUGGUUUACUGGGGAGAAUCAGAGCAAGGCUAGGUGAUAUGUCUUUGAUUAAAAAAAAAAAAAAAGUUCCACCCAAAGUGCAAUUUCUCAAUAAUAAUUAUUUUUUUCCCCCUUCAGUAAAACUUGUCUGACAUUGCCGAUCCCAUACAAUUCCAAAUGACCAACAAAAAGUGGUUUCAGUAAACGAGCUGUUCUCUGCUCACUCAUAUAUUGUUUGCAUUAACAAAGGCAAAUCAGCUGAAACAUGGAGUGUAUGUUUGUCAGCAACAAAAAAUAUUCAAUAGUAUUUAUUUUAAUGCCACACUUAGUUGAUGCACGAGUAGAUUAAAACCAAUGCAUUUUGUCAAAUUUUAGGGCCAAAAUGUGACUAUUUAGGCACAGUCCUAAAGCUUGCGUCAUUGAAAAGAAGAAAUACAAAUAAGAUUAGUAUCAACAGGGGCACAUUUCCAAAAUAUGCAAUGUAUAUGUACUAGGGUUGCAGGUAUCAAUUAUUUUAGUGGUUGAUUAAUCUAUCAACUAGCUAGUUUGAAUAAUCGAGUAAUCAGAUUCGGAACAUUUAAAGCGUUGCAGAAUCAAUUUAAGGAGAUGUAAUACAGGCUUACUCAGAUUGCACUUUCAAAAGGGCAUUAAAUGCAAAUACAAAUUAAAAAUUCAGAAGUGUUACCUCAAACUUUUACUUAAAAAUUAAUUUAAAUACCUGAGCUUAGCCCCAAACUGUAUUAAAAUAAAUAAAUAAAUCGGGAUCUAAGUACAACAAAAAAUGGCUAAAUUACAUAGGAAAAGUCAGCUCGUUUAAAAGCUAUAAAAUACUAACUUCUUUUUACAAUACUCUUAACAAAUCGUUCAAACACAUAUUCCCCUAAAAACAGCUAAAUAUACCUAUAUAAACCAAAUUAAGAAUGCGUAAAAAAACAUAUUAGCUCAAACAAAAACUUAGCUUAUGUUAGUCUUAACAGGGAGCAGUUGGAUUCAGCCAUGUUCAGUGAGUUACUCACUGUUGCCAUUAGAGGGCAGUUGGUCCACCCAAAUCAAUAAAACUAAAUGUAAACACUUUAAAAACAAACCAUUACAACACCACUCUAAAACUCAAAUACUCGAAGCAGCAAAAUUUUAUUAGCUUUUUUCUAAUCGAAUUACAUGAGUUAUUCGAUUAAUCAUUGCAGCACUAAUAUGUACUGUAGAUUUUUUUUUUUUUAAACCCUGCAGCACCAAACAAGACUGUUUCACUCUUAAAAAUAAAUGGGAUGUCUUUUCCUUAGCAGCAAUUAAUGUUGCCUAAGUAGCCUUUGGCAUGAUACAUUUAAAAUUAUUAUAUGCCAAAAAAUAUCUGGAUAUCAGACAUGUUAAGCUAUGGUAGCAUCUUCCCAAAUGAUAUAAUGCAAUACUUCAAGUGUAACUGGGAGCGGUUGUCAACUAAUGUUGUACUGUUCAGACUAUUUGGGUGCAAAUGUUCAAGGUAGAUCGUACCAGUUUUAAAGCUGUUUUUCUUCAUUCAGUUUAAAUUUUGCUGUAUUUUAAUUGGAACGGAAAAUCUUUCAGUCCUCAGGAGUUGUGCCAUAGCACUGUUAUACAGUAGCUCUGAUUAUAAACUUGCUUUAGCAAAACAAAACAAAAAAUGAGUAGGUGGCUAGACAGGAACAGGGAUGUGCUUCUACUAGUUUGUCCACAGCUCAUCACCGAUACACACAACUCCAAGUAGGUUCCAUUCCCACAGCUGAGUCCCCACCAACUCAGUCACAGCAGCCUAAUUUAACAAGACAUGUUUGUAAUCCCUUGACCCUCACAGGCUAACAUGGAGUCACACACAGCACACAGAUACAGGCACUUGGUGACCAUCUCCCUCAUUAACGCUUCCCGCAAAUCCCUUUAAUGAGGUGCAGCAAACACGCAGGACGUGACACUGCCGCAUACGUAUUUACAGGCGUACAAAUCAAAUAACAAGAAUCCUUCCUAAAUACCCUAAUGUAAUAUAAUAACUUAAAUAGAGUGGAUUUAGGAUGAAACAAGGUCUCCUUUAACAAGCCAGAGUAUGAUUGCAAUAGUAAAUCUAGCCACAUCACUCUGAAAAGUAACAGUACUGGGAAAAUAAUGAUUGAUAUGUGUUUUGGUAUAAAGGUAAACAUUAAGUACAGACUACUUCACUUCAUGAAUAGCAGGUCACAAUAAUUAAAAAGAAGAUGGAAUUGAAUAAGAGUUAACCUUAGCCCUAUUUAUUUUGGAUUUCUGCAAAGGAAAAAUGUAAUACUAUAAUAGGAUUCUUGUUAAUUAAUGAGUCAAAUUUUCGCUAUCAUCGUUGAUGCCUAACAGUUGGCCGGUUGUCACCUAACUUCCGACAUUUCAAAAAACGUACCAUAUUUUUCGGACUAUAAAUCACACCCGAGUAUAAGUCGCACCAGCCAUAAAAUGCUCAACGAAGAGAAAAAAAAAACGAAUGUAAGUCGCACCGGAGUAUAAGUCGCAUUUUUGAGGAAAAUUUGCUUGAUAAAAAUCCAACACAUAGAACAGACGUGUCAUCAUGAAAGGCAAUUUAAUAUAAAAAUACAAUAGAGCACAACAUUCUGAGUAAGUGUACAGUAUGAUGUUACAUGAUGCAUGAACAACAAAAUGCGAAUAUACUGUCCUCAUCAGGACGCUACUGCUCGGUCCUGGCUAUACAGCGAGCUAAACUCCCAAAUGACGAUGCUGGACGUCCGUAUAAUUUGCUGACCUUAUUUUGGCCAUCGUUAUGACACUAUCAUUUGAAGAGUGCAACUAAAAAUAGAAAUAAUAAUAAUCAAUUUCAUCCUCGAUACCAAACAGGUUCGCAUCAAGAUGAGGACGCUACUGCUCGGUCCUGGCUAUACAGCGAGCUGAACUCCCAAAUGACGAUGCUGGACGUCCGUAUAAUUUGCUGACCUUAUUUUGGCCGUCGUUAUGACACCAUCAUUUGAAGAGUGCAACUAAAAAUAGAAAUAAUAAUAAUCAAUUUCAUCCUCGAUACCAAACAGGUUCACAUCAACGUAAAUAAAUGAUAAUUAGCUGCUAUUACAUCAAUGACACCAACGGUUAGCAUGCGUUCACUAGCAUUAGCACAUCAUUCAAACAACCGCACAACUGGCUGUAAGUGUCCGAUCACGUGUGGAAAACACACAACAACAACAGAAAAGAUGAUACACACAGACUUUGCCUCUGUAGAGAUAUGUUACAAGCAUAAACAAUGAACGUAGGUUCGCAGCCGUGUUUCUCUCUCUCGCUCUCUCUCUCGUCCACUCGCUCAGACGCUGCAUAGCUGUCCGUGUUCUUCUGGCGUGUGAGCGCUCUUCUUCGAGUAAACAAAUGCGAGUGUGGUCCCACUUGGCCGUAAAAGCGCCACAAACUAAAAGCAUGCCAUCAAUAUAAAAAAGUCAAUAAUACAAUUGAACACACAUUGCCAAAGGCAGAACGCGAACGUGGCCUAGCUAUUAAGAUUUAUUCAGAUAACAAGUUUACCAAACCAUCAGUGUCACUCCAAAACACCAAAAUACCAUGUGAAAUGAUAUAAUGUGUUAAUAAUUUCACACAUAAGUCGCUCCUGAGUAUAAGUCGCAUCCCCAGCCAAACAGUCCGAAAAAUACGGUAAUGUUAAUUUAUCCAUUCAUGUUCAUAAAAGUAAAAAUGAUUGUUUGUGUACUGUAUAUGUGCCUUGCGAAUCACUAGCAAGCAGUGAGAGAGUGUACCUAAUUGCACCAAUGUGCAUCAAUAGACAAGUUUCCUAAGCGAAUCAUGGGCAGCGCCAUCUUUGACAUUUUCCUCUACGGACUUCUGAUUUAGACAGAACAACAUGAAGUGCGGUUGAAGUAAGCAGUGUGUAGACAAAGUUAAAACUGCUAAAUCAAACCGGAGGAACCCACGGAAUCUCCAAAAAUGGAUUCAGUUCGACGUAGAUGAAGCAUGCGUUUGUUCUUAUCACUUCGUUGAUCGUUCAUGGACAAAAUUCUAACAAUCUGUGCAGCCUGUGUUAACAUGAGGUGUAGAUUGAUACAUCGGCCUUUUGAGUGACCAAAAUGAGGCAAAUUACAAAUAAUAUUACAGUUGCCGAAUUCAGAAGGGCUGAACCAGAUGUUGUUGUUACAAGGAAAUACUACAAGGUAUUGUUCAUCUGGUUGGAUUAUAGUUAUGUUAUUAUGACCUCAUCACACAUGUACAUAUAAACACAAAUAGUACGUCAUUCUUUUUUAUUGCAGAUAUUGAUCGCAAUAAAACUUUUGGACAGCAUGAGUCCAUUUCUUGUUUGAUUUAAAACAAUUGGUGCAUGUGCAAAACAGGUCAAUAAAUCACAAUUUAUAAAAUUAUUAGAAACAUAUCAACAAAGGUGGAGCAUAAGGUGAGCCUUCCAUCAAAUAAUGCACGUAGUCUUGAUAUACAGUAUGUACAUCAAUGUACAGUUAGCGUUGUUGUGAGGGCCAUCAAAAUGUCUUCCCCUGCCUAACCAGCAAUUUCCUACCUGUAAACAAACAAAAAACUUGCAUUUAUGCGUUUACAUAAUUAUGCCAUCCUACAGGUACUGAUUAGCAACAGGCUAGCAGCAGAUAGCUUGUGUUGCAGCCACAGCAGUACAGUUGUUGUAGUAAAUAAUAUUAAACAUCAUCAUAAUUACAAUCAUUAUCGUAAUAACAAUAUCACAGACAACAAGUCGUUUCAUGUACAAGAUUUUAGCUUUAGAAUUUUUUGAGCACCGGAUAUAUGAAAAUGCCGGGAUAGGAAGAACAUACCUUCCAUAACACAGUGGCAACAUGGCUGCAUAAACACCCUGUCUUUGUGGUAGCACAGGCUUGGUUCCACUCCUGCCUUCAUGAAAAUGUUAACCUCCCAUGUCGUGAUGAUGGCAGACGGAUGCGGUAUUGCCAAAUUGUCUUUCUUGAGGGAUUUCAAAGAGUGAUACCACUCCAGCUCCACGGUUCUUUUGGUUAGAGAAAGUCUAAAAUGGAAGUUGCGAGCAGAAGUGCCGAGGUACCUCGGAAACGUGUCUAUAGUUUGAAUCGUAUUCAGUUCUAAAAGUACGGCAAAGACUGCCUACCAUUGCUUGAGUAAAUGUUCUACCAUCCACAGUAUUUAUUUUAUAUUUGGAAAAAUUCAACUUCCUCUGGGCCAAUGGAAACCUUGUCGACAAAUUAUAGCAGGUCAUUAUGACUACCCAAACUUGCACAAAGCUCGAGUUCUUCCCGAGAAAUGUACCUUGAAUUACAGCUUGUACAACUUGAAGAGUGUUUGACAUUCCAUUUAAAAGUUAGCCCAGUGCUUGUACAUCACUGUUCAUGUGCUUUCCUGAGACUGAUUGCACAAAGUCGCUUUAUUAUUAUGGAAUUACAUCAUACAUCACUACUUUUCCUCUUCUCUGAACCGAAAAAACAUUCACCCUACUGCAGCGCUAGUGUGACUCAUAACUGCGCGUGGAAUAUCGUGUCGAGAGUCUACUUUGCCACCAUCCAGAGGACCAAAGGUUGCAAGGACUGAGCCCUGUGGGUGCUACGAAGGAAGAUGGAGUGAAAGCUAAAAAUAGUUUCAACUUAGGUUGAAUCGAUUACGAUUGCCGCGAGAGGAGUCGGGGGGCGAGAAUUACCUCUCUUCUCACAGUGUGACCUUAGAGGCGUUUUGAAGGUGUUGACGUGGAGGUGCCGAGGGAAGACAAAAGAGUCCGGCAGACCGCUGGGUACUCACACUGAUCGCAGACUCGUCACUGGAGGACAUCUUGUAAUUGCACUGGUGUAGAGGCAUGCAAAGGAAUGUGAGUUAGUAGAUAGUGUCGAGAGCAUUUGUUUUUUACGGAGGGUAGCGCCAGAAGGCGUUGCUCCCAUCUUUGAGAGAGAUCAACACAAGCUUGGGAUUGAUUCGUUUUAGUCUCCCAUGUUGUAACUUCUCACAAGCGAUGACACCAUCGUUGUAAACUCUCGCUUGAAAGCAUGGAAUUUGUUGAUGAAGAUAAGCUUUUCUUUUAUUGAUUACCGAGUGGCUUUGCAUUUAUGUAAUGCAAAUUUAAAAAAGAAGUGUGGGGUUUAAUCCUUCAGGUCAAAUACAUUUCUCAACUAGAGGAAAGGAAGUGUAAUCUUUCUUUCUGAGUAUAAACCAGGAAAAUAACCAAAAGUGGAGUUACAAGAUUUUUCACCUAACAGCAACGUUUCGACUUGAAGGAGGGAAUUUGCUAUUUUCAUCCACCAUGACUAUUUGCGUAACAUACUAGUAUGGCUGCAUCAGCUGGGAAUUACACAGGAAGGCUUUUGAGAGACGGGAAAGAAAAACAACCAGAGCUGAGCCACUUUCUCAAGCAGCAAACAGUUUUCAUGAUGUCUCCCUGUCACCCGUCAGAAGAACACGGCAGUUCAAGGUCAGCGAGGGAACCAGAAAAAAAAGGGGAGGGGGGGAAAAAACAGGCCAGUGGAAGGAUCAAGAAACCUGACAGUGUUGUGACCGAAUUCAUCCAGCCAUCUUGUUUGGAGGACUGUCGUGUGGACAGUAGUGUUUAUUGUCCUUUUUUGGAAUCUUUCCUUGUUCGGGAAAGUGUUGUGGGGGAAAAAAACAAAACAGAACUCUUGAUAAUGAUAUCGGGACUAUUUGUGUUAUGUUCAUAGUGCAGGAAUAGAUGUAGAGAGCAUGGUUUUAAAUCUGAUAACAGUUGAAAUAAGCAACAUAAAUCCACAUUUGAAUCUCGGACCAAGUGCUCUUGUAUUUAGUUUGCAGUUCUCUCCAUUUCAGGAUUUUACAAGUGCCCACACAUUACAAUGGUAUUGCUAAAUCAGCAGUUGUCAAGUUGUAGUCCCAAGGUCUAUGAGCUGUAGCUUGGGGAUCCACUAAAUCAGGGGUCCCCAUCUGCCGGGCCGCGGACCGGUACCGUUCCGUGGCGCAUUUGCUACCGGGCCGCACAGAAAUAAUAAUUUAAUAACGACUGCAUUCUGGCCGAAUUAACCCUGUGCCCCUGCUUAACACACCAAUAUGCUUGUGUACUCUAGAUAUAAUACUACGGGAUAGAUUAGAUUGUCGUCAUAGAAAUCCAUUGAUUGGACUGCUCGGUAGUACUUCUUGUUUGUGUAUAUAAUAUAUCUAUAUGUGCUUGUCCUCGAUAAUAACGUAUUACUAGGCCGCGGGCGCAGCACAUUUGUUCCCGGAAAUAAUUAGCCCCCACACGAUCGAAGAUAACUGGAAAACAGACGUCUUUGGAGAUAUUUUUACGGCGAAAAUGAUAUUUUUACGGCGAAAAGGGCACCUGACGAGCCUACAACCUCGAAGACCCACGAACUGCGAAGGAGUGGAUUCGUGACCCGUUUGUGAAUAAAUCGAGUGAUUCGAGCAUGUCUGUGCAACAGGAAGAUCAACUUGUAGAGAUCGCAAAUGACGGCGACCUUAUUAAACGUACAUUUGAGACAACAACUCUACCGAGGUUCUGGAUUAAAGUCAUUCAGGAAUAUCCUGACAUCGCGACAAGAGCAUUGAAAACCUUGCUACAAUUUCCAACAUCGUAUCUUUGUGAAGCGGGCUUCUUAAUUAAUGUUUAACGACAAGGCGAAGUCGUUAAUGGUGAGCGCGGUGUGCAGUUGUUGUGUGCAGCUUACAUGGCAGGAUAUAUCUGAGGAGAACUUUUCUACAAGUCCUUCCAUGAUCAAACGUAAGUUAAUGUUCCUUUCUUUGAAGAAAGUUUUUAGUGUUUACUUUGGAAUCGCUGCAUUUGCGCAUUUUGUGGCUAUGUUUAACGUUACGCGCAUGUGCAUAACCGCAUCGUUGCAGUUUUUGAUGGGUUGCAAAAUUUGUCAGAACACCGGUGAAAAAAAGACCCAAAUAACACCGGUCCGUGGUGCAAAAAAGGUUGUGGACCCCUGCACUAAAUAACUAUCAAUAGUCCAUAGAUAACGCAGACAUCGACAAAAGAAAUAUCACACAAUAAUAGCGUACCGCACGCAACUCGUCGCUUUUGCUCAUUAAUAUUCAUGAUGUUAGCAACUGUUGCUAGGGGGGUCAAGCUCGCAUUUCUUUCUCAUGCUAAAUGCAUGUAAAUAGUGUACGAUUAAGAUGUUUACUGAGCCAAACCUACUAAUUCUGUCCGAAAAUGAUGUCUCUACUGCCAAAUUCACUGGUAAAGAUGUGGAAGAACAUACUAAUGUUUAGUUUAAGAAAUGGCUUGAGCGUUGAGGGCUGAAAAAGACGAAAAAAAGAGCCGACCUGAUCCAGAGGUAGCUUUUUUAUCGACACCUUUUUCUUGUGUGCAUUGCCUUACGUCACUGACAAUGACAUUCUCCUGUUUCAACAAGAUAUCCUUUACCACCAUAUUCCCUGUCUUGCUUACAUAUCUCUGACCAUUCUUGGGGGUAAUUUAUUUUGCUAUUUUUGAGUAUUGAUCGCAAAUGCUACUGAGUGACGGGCAACCAACACUUUUAAUUUUUUCAUUAAUACAAAUCUUAAUACUACAAUAUAUUCACACUUCCCUCUUACUAAAGUUGUUUUUUUACAACAAAAAAGGUAACAACCGUGGCAAUCCGAUACCAUUUUUUUUUUUUUUCCAGGUCAUUCAUUGUCAAACAGAAGCAGCACAGCAAAACGCCACGCUAAAAAAUAAGUAAAAAUAUCAAAGUCGCUUACCUCUUCGGGGCAGGCUGUGGCAGGCAAUUGAUCAGCAUUGUCAUCUGUAGGACCACAGCCCCCAACAAAAUGUUUUAAGGGAUAUGAAGGUGAAUGGCUUCACCUUGCUAGCGUUAAACUGGUCUUUUGGCUUCGGGAAACAUAUGAAGAAAACAUCCUUCAUUUGUCGUAAUGUCUACAGCCAUUUCUACAAGUUCCAUAGCAGCAGUGUUUACUCGGCAUGUUCUUUUUUGAAAGAUUACCGGUAGAAAACGAGCAGUAUCAACAUGGGUUGCAUGCGAGGGCGCUUCUGUGUUGACCCACUUCUGGUUUACGAUGGUUGCGUCACGCAGCAUUGCGAUCUAAAAACAGCAUUCAUGCGGUAUGCUAUUGCUACUCCGUACCUUAGCCUUCAGACAAUGAAAACCUGCAGUACCAAUCUUUUUUUUAAGAGAAUAAGCAUGUUGCUUUUAGAAUUAAAGCUGUGGCAAUAAUAGUAUGUCAAACUUGGGUAUUGCAGAAAUCAACUUGUCUUAAAAUGAAUCCUUUAACUAUAAAACUUUGACUUUAAUAUCUUAUUAGAAUGUUGUAUUGGAAAAUGUCUUUAUACCAGUAACACUUCUGGAUGGAUGUCUUUAUUCUUUACAAGAUUGCAACUUGCAAAAAAAAAAAAAGAUUACUGUCUUUUUCGGACUAGAAGUCAGUUUUUCCUCAGUUUGGCCGGGGGUUGCUAUUUACAUUCUGGAGUGACUUAUGUGUAAAAUAAUUAACACAUUAUUAUAUCAUAUCAGAUGUUAUUUUCACAUUAAACAGCAAGAAGGCCCUCAAGGGCUGUGUUUCACCAUUGGCGGUAACUUAUAAAAACAACUGAGAAGGGCUGAACAAAAUGGCAUCAAAAAGAAAAUCAUAUCCUGCAGAUUAAGUUGAAAAUGUGUUAUUUUUCAUGUAACAUUAGCAUACCGUACACAUAUUCAUCCUGUUUUUCUCUAUUCUAUUUUUUUUUAAAUUGCCUUUCACAAUGACAGAUGGAUAAUGAUUUAUCAAAUCAAUGCACCCCAAAAUGCGACUUAUAUUCCGGUGCGAGUUAUAGUCCAAAAAAUAUGGUACCUUGGAAAAGUCCUUCCCUUGAAAAAAUGUGCUGUGUUGGCCUACUGUAUUUGUGCCCUGCGAUUUGCUAGACAUAAGUCCAGGGUGUAGUCAACUGGGAUAAGGCGCUAUCUUCUUGCAAGAAACACAAGUGCUACCCACCAUGGUACCAGGCUCUCUAUCCAACUGCUCAGCUAAAUGUCAAACUUAAUGACUUCCAACAACUUCCUCUGAAACUCUAACUUUUUACAACCAGUGCAGCAUUAAAAUUAUUUUUAGAAAGUUCAGCCAACUUUAUAGGCUCCAAUUAUGGCCUAUAAAGACCUUCAACUAUUCAUACUAGAGUUAAUAUAUGUACAAAAAUGUAUUUCCCUUACCUAGUAAUUUUGUGCCACAUAAUUUCAAUUAUAUUUAUUAACUGGCAGUGUGAAUUUAACGCAAAUCCAAUAUUUUCUGGUUUCCACUUGCUUGAUCAGAGGUGACCAGUGAGCUCGCCUGUGCUUCUUUUUCACUUAGCGGACGUUCUGAUAGCUGCACCUCCAAUUUGACCACCCAAUCUUUACCCCUCGCUUCCCUUUUGUGCUCCCCAGCUGGCCCGUGACUAUUGGUUGAUGAAUCAGUGAUGCACAAUAAUGGAAACGUUUGCUGUGAUUGAGGAUUAGAGGAGCGAAAUUGAACCUGCAUUUUGAUUCAGGAGAAAUGAGGUGUUUCACUAUGUGGCAGGAGUCUUGGUAUACACAUUUUAAUUAAUGAAUCAGGUCGUGUUAGACCAACUUGUUCUUCCCUAUUUUUGUCCAUUUAAUCCAACUCUCAAGCAAUUCUUAAAUUAACCUUAAUCCAGAAAGAUGACACGUUAGGUUCAGCAUUAAUUUCCCAAUGUAAGACCAUUCCCAUGUGUAUUUUGAAUAGGUUUUGGACAUCCACUUGGAACACUUAAUUCUUUUUAACCUCCUACUAACUCAUUCUCAAUGAAUACAUAUGAAUUCAUGUUUCUUUAAUAUGGUUGUUCAUUUGAAAUUAAUUUGAAUCCAUAGUCAGAUUGUGUGUAUGACAAUGAGAUUGAUCGCAGUUAAACUUAUGUGACCAAUUGCGAUCGAAAUGCGUGAUCAUUGCCAAAAUUAACUUCAAAUACAUAUUACACUGCAAAAAAAAUAAAUAAAUAAAAAAACACAUCUUUAAAACUACUUAAAUUCCCUUGUUUUUGGUGUAAAUCUGCUAGAAACGUGAAAUUAUCUGCCAGUGCUUCAAGUAAAUUUGUACUCAGAUUUCUUGAAAUAAGAAAAAUAGCUAUCUGAAAAUAAGCAAAAAAUUACUAUAUUUAAUCCAAAAAAAAAAGCUUUAGAAUGUUGAAGUGUUCUUAAGUCAAUAACAUUGAUCAAAACAUUAUUUGAAAGCAAAUUUUUCUUGAUUUAGGUAAAAAAAUUUAGCAACUUUUAGAUGUAUGGGUUUAAUAGGAACAAAUUGUAUUAUUUACUUAAAGUAAGUGGAAUAAUCUAUCACAUUAAUUUGUUAACUAGUCUUUAUCACUCUAAACAAGCUGGAGAAAAUCAUUUGAAUAGAUUUAAUAAAAAUAAUCGUAUUGAGACAUUAUAAAUUUGUAGUGUCUGUAAGACAGUGGUGAGGUGUGUUGUUGGUGUGACGAAGGAGUUAAAAGUGGAGGUGGGACUACAUCAGGGAUCACCUCUGAGCACCUUCUUGUUUGCUAUGGUAAUGGACAGGAUGACAGAGAAGGUUACACAGGAAUCUCAAUGGACUAUGAUGUUUGCAGAUGACUUUGUGAUCUGUAAUGACGGCAGGGAAGAGGUAGAGGAGAAACUAAAGGUUUGGAGGUCUGCCCUGGAAAGGAGGGGAAUGAAGGUUAGCCGUAGCAAGAUGGAAUAUCUGUGCAGUGGUGAGACCAGCGAUGUUGUUUAGUCUGGAAACAGCCCACUGAGGAAAAAAUAGAAGGGUGAGCUGGAGUUGGCAGUGAUGAAGAUGCUGAGGUUCUCUUUGGGAGUGACCAGGAUGGACAUGAUCAGUAAUGAGCAUAUCAGAAGGACACUGCAUGUAUGUUAGGGGAUUUGGCGAUAAAGUCAGAGAGGCCAGACUGAGAUGGAUUAGGCAUGUCCAGAGGAGAAAUAGUGAGUAUAUUGGCAAAAGGAUGCUGAAACUCCAUAUGCCAGGCAGGAGGUCUAGAGGACGACCAAAGACUAGGUUUAUGGAUGUAGUUAAAGAGGACAUGAAUGUAGUUGAUGUGAGAGCAGAGGAUGCAGAGGACAGGGUAAGAUGGGGACUACUGAUUCACUGUGGCGACCUCUGAAGGAAAAAGCCAAAAGGAAGAGACUAUGGUAUUCGUAAUCCUAAACGUCUGCUGAAUACUACUUUUGAAUUCAUGCUUGAUUGUGUAUUUGACUAUGCGAUUAAUCGCAGUUAAUGUUAGGCAAUUAAUUGCAAUUAAAAAUGUGCAAUCGAUGCCCAGCUCAAUUUUUUCCCCACAGUUUAAAACAUGGCCACUCAAGAGCAAUAGCCACUAAGUGUUGCAUUCUUAAUGAGUUUGUCACUGUAAUUAACGACUAGCAACUCUUGUAAAGAAAAACCCACUAGUCUCAAGUUUCAAUGUUUUUUGAUGUUAUUGGCGAUGACUGAAGACUGACAAAAUGUUCACCCCAUUGUGUCCAAAUUAGCAGAACUGUGACACUUUGGCGCAGUCAGCAUUGGUUGAUUUAAUUACAGCGUCUGACACUAAUGUUUGAAAAUAACAGAUACUUAAGUAGCCUAGCUGUCAAGUUGACGGCAUGAAAUGGUGUUUUCGUGUUAACUGACUCAUUAUCUUACUGGAAACAGACAGAGAACAAAAGAUGUAUUUGCUUGUAAGGCUUAAUAAAUUGUACUUUUUAAAAAAAUGUUACAAACAUGAAAUCACAUUGGUUUUCUGGCAAAGACCUUUAACGAUUUUUUUUAUAGAGCGAUUUUAUGGUAUUGCGUUCAUUUACACCUGCCAGUUGCCAACAUGUAAUGCAAUAUUCAAUAUGUGAUAAAAUCAUUGAAUGCAGAAAAAUUCUAGCAGCCCCAAGUGUUACGAAAGGUCAUAUAUGUUUAAAAUUGUUCAGUUUGAAUUUCACUGUAUUACAUAUUCUUUUAAUGUGGUUCUUAAAAGACAGAGUGGAAUCAAGUGUCACUCCAAGGUACUUGAAUUCAGAGACAAUUUGUAGUUCCUGCCCUCCCAAAAAAUACACCUGAAUGUUAGAUGUCCAAAGGUCGCUAUUGAGCAUCAUACAGUUUUAGUUGUGUUUAGUAGUGGGCAAGAUUUGUAAGCCAUUCAUUUAUAGCUUGUAGCUAUAUUAUGUGUAUUUUGUAUCUAUUUAAAUCUGCUCAUACACUGUCCUGAACGAAGAGUAACAACAGUGGCCUCCAUGAUAUGUUGUCACAGUUUCAUUUGCUUGUACUUAUGGUUAUCUCUCGUUUUUCGCGGUUAAUGGGGACCCGAAACCACUGCGAUAAGUGGGAAAACCGCGAAAUAGUGCCCCGACUACAAUUUUUUUUUUUUUUUUUUUUUUUUCACGUGUUCAAUGUAUUUAUUCAGAUUUAGCAUUGGAAAGAGAUACAUAUAAGACAUGUUUUUUCACUUUUUCUUAAAGUAUAAUUUAAAAAACAUAUAUAUACAUUAGGGCUGUCAAACGAUUACAAUUUUUAAUUGAGUUAAUCACAGCUUAAAAAUUAAUUAAUCGCAAUUCAAACCAUCUAUAAAAUAUGCCAUAUUUUUCUGUAAAUUAUUGUUGGAAUGGAAAGACACAAGAAGGAUAUAUACAUUUGAUAUACUGUACAUAAGUACUGUAUUUGUUUAUUAUAACAAUAAAUCAACAAGAUGGCAUUAACAUUAACAUUCUGUUAAAGUGAUGAAUGGAUGGAAAGUCUUGUAGUUCUUAAAAGAUAAAUGUUAGUACAAGUUAUAGAAAUUUUACAUUAAAACCCCUCUUAAUGUUUUCGUUUUAAUAAAAUUGGUAAAAUUUUCAAUCAAAAAAUAAACUAAUAGCUCGCCAUUGUUGAUGUCAAUAAUUACACAAUGCUCAUGGUGCAUAAAAUCAGUCACACCCAAGCGCCAGCUGAGGGAGACAAAAAACACAAGUAACAAGCGGACAUGACACUGCCGUCAUUUCAAUCUGUUUGAGCGGGGCAUGUGCGUUAAUUGCGUCAAAUAUUUUAACGUGAUUAAUUGAAAAAAAUUAAUUACCGCCUGUAAACGCAAUAAUUUUGACAGCCCUAAUACAUAUAUAUAUAUAUAUAUAUAUAUAUAUAUAUUUUUUUUUUUUUUUUUUUUUAAAUAAAUGUUUGAUAAGCACUUCAAUUGUAAUAAUUAUGAUAAGUUUUAAACAUGUUACUCUCCCACUGAAUUAAUAUCAAACAUGAAUAAAUUAUAAAAAUGCUUGUCUCUAUGAAAUGCCUAUUUGAGUGUGUCCACUCAAAUCCGCUCACUUGGCUUACUUACACACAAUGAGUUGCCACAGCAACUGUUUAACAAGUUAAACGAUGAUUGACACAUAGGGCCUUUGAAAUUUUCUGCUUCCGAGUGUCUCCGGCAAGAUCAAACCUUAAGGUCCGUCAACCAUCAUUAACAUUAAUAAGCAACUUCAAUGCAGCGCCUGUCCAAUGAGAGCAGAAGGAGGCAGGGUGAGACUACACAUCGGCUCCAGACAACUCAUCCGUAUUUUUUUUUUUUUUUAAUUGAAAAAAAAAAAUGGACUAAGGGCGCGUAGUUUGAAGCACGAAGUAGCGAGGGAUCACAGUAUAAUCUUCAUGACAGAGAGCAGUUUCAGGUUGGUUGUUGGUCAUUUUGUUUUGAAGGGAUUGUGCUCAAUCAACAUUCUAAAUAUUUAAUUAUAUCCAUCCAAUCGCCAAAUAAAAUUAUAAAUAAAAAAGGGAAAAUGGUAUGAUAGGUGAAAUAAUAAUAGCUGGAAUACAGGAGCAACAUUCAAAAAUACACACAACUAUCAUUCUCAUAAGAACCAACUAAGUAAAGCAAGAGCAGCAUUAAGGAGGAAUUAAGUCAUUUAAAUCUAAAUCUGAUUAAGAUCAGAAGACUUGUUAGCUGCCACUAUCAGUCUCAACUGCAAUCCAUCAAAUAACCCAUGAGCUAUAUACCGUAUUAUGGCAAGGACACAGGCGUUUGAAUUCUUAUUGUAAUCAGAACAUACAUAUACCUUUGCUGCAGUCAGAACCACUUUGUGAACGUUUUCCUUAAUUGAUAUGUCAAAAUGGCAGCAAACCAAUACCUUUCCAUUUGACAGGAAAAUUAACUGUCUAAACGAAGCUCCUAGCCUCAAUUAAACAUAGUUGAUACCCCAAGCUGGUGCCAGAACAAUACCUUUACGUUACAAAAUCUUGGUGAAUUGACAGGUAGUGAAUUGCGGAUUUGCAGGACUGAUUAGCCACAAGUAUAGUCAUCUACAGAAUAUGUGGUGUUAAUGAAAACAAUGUGAUCAUCUUCUAAGAUGGACAUAACGCAUUAAAACGGAUAGAUUAAAAAUGAAUGAAAAACACAAUAUCAUUUUUUUCUAGUUUUUUUUUUUUUUUUUUUUUACAUUUUUGACUGCCAACCGAAAAGAAAAAGAAUUAAUGAUACCCAGGAUAGCAAUAGCGUCACAUGAUUCAUAUUGUGCAGCGGAAUCAGGUUGCUCAUAUGACUGAGUUGCUCGAUGCGGUUGACACGGCCUUUUGUUUAGCAUCCUCUUUUGCCGCUCUAGUGAGUUGGAAUGACACGAUGGUAAUGUCGCUCUGACCGCAAAGUGUACACCGCAUAUAUUUGUGUGUGUAUCUGCGUGUGUGUGUGUGUAAUGUCGGGCAGUUUAACCUGCAUAUGACCCAGUUUAAGAAUAGCACGUAGCAAUUGAUUGUGAGACUCCGGCUGGAUCCUUGAAGGUAAUAAUGAUAUUCCGCUGUCAGGAUCUUGGCUCACCUGUCAACACGACGCUGCGUUACUUGUCGCUGCAGUCUGUUAAAAAUGCAUACAGUAUGUGAAAGAAAAGAUGGAUGCACAUUUAUAUUUGUCAGCUUCAAAGAAUACUAAACCAAACCACAUUUCGGUGAGGUACACAUCCUCUUUUUCUUUGAACUAAUGAUGUACAGUAUGAGAGCACAUGGUUAGCGGCUUUCAUUCAAAUGUAUUUAUCAAGCUAUGUAUUUCCAUAGGACCUAUUUACUGUAUAUUUAUGUAUUUGUUUUAGACUCUAAUAACUGAUGUCACAACAUGUACAGUUCUUGACUUGUCCAUUUUUUGUCAUAUCAUGCAUAUACGACUUUCUACUGAGAAGGCACAGCCUGUUAUUGUAUGUGUUCAAGGACACACGAGGCAGAGCGAUAUUUUGAAUGCUUUUGUUCAUGAUCAAAGGGUUUAUUGAAAUUAUUUAUUUUCUGCUUUUAACAUGGAAUAAAGCAAUAAGGGGCUCAUACGGGAAUGUACGUAUGUGUGAGUGUGUGAGUGAGUGUAUGUUGGUGAAAGAAGUGAGAUCCUCAAAAUGCAUUGUCGAUAAGCAAGCACACCUGCUGGAUGAAAUCAUAAGGUAUAGAAUAAAAUGAAAAAGGAACAUUUACUUGGUGUUUUUGGGUCAUUUUUCACUGCAUUGAAUUGUGAAGGUUGUACAUCACAUUAAUUCUUUGACUGCCAUUGACAGUGGCAGACAUCCAUUUGAAUUGGGAUGGCUAACGUUGAAUGAUCAUGUUUUUGACUGGGAGCAAUCAUCAGCCAUGUAAUUUUUGUUAAAUAUGAGGAUAAGCAGCUCGGAAAAUGAAUUAAUCAAUGAAUGUUAGGAAGGGUGACAAUAAUUUUUUUCUUUCUAAAAAAAAGAGGACACUCAGCCCGGCCUCGAGACACUUAAAUUUUACUUGAACUUUAC
Corythoichthys intestinalis (scribbled pipefish) is the source of this 22792-nucleotide messenger RNA. RefSeq names its product potassium/sodium hyperpolarization-activated cyclic nucleotide-gated channel 1-like. Gene Ontology annotation, molecular function: voltage-gated potassium channel activity. The coding region runs from base 509 to 5065 and encodes 1518 amino acids. The record is from RefSeq and is a predicted model, not a curated record. Gene Ontology annotation, cellular component: dendrite; membrane; axon. Lineage: Eukaryota; Metazoa; Chordata; Actinopteri; Syngnathiformes; Syngnathidae. The transcript has 8 exons. Gene Ontology annotation, biological process: potassium ion transmembrane transport; regulation of membrane depolarization; sodium ion transmembrane transport.